CUACGCUGACACUUGAUUCCUUGCCUACAUCUAGGUUGGCACAGAGAGACAUACAUACCCUGAAGAGUGAGGGUGAAACACACAGCACCGUUCACCAGAUGGUAGAUGGCCCUUCUUCAGGCCAAUAAGGAUCUCAUUUCCACAGGAAUGAAGGAAUUUAGUAUUCUGCUGAAUCAGCAGGACAUGCGUGAUAAUCCUAUCCCUGAAGAAGCCAUGGUAAUUGUGGUGAAUGACUGGAUGAGCUUCUACAUCAACUAUUACAGGCAGAAGAUGACUGGGGAGCAGCAAGAGCAGGAUAGGGCUCUGCAGGAACUUCAACAAGGGCUGAACACUCUGGCCAACCCUUUCCUGACCAAAUAUAGAGACUUCCUGAAGACCCUGUGAGCAUCCAAAUGGCCCACUGUUUUCCUCCUAGCCCAGCGAUCUAGGCCUUCACCUCUAAGAAACCCCCAAAUCCUGGCUUUAUGUUCUCCAUGUCCUCAGGCUGUGCUCCUUCAUGGCGCUACUCUACCAUCACACCUCAAUAAAGACA
This is a messenger RNA of Loxodonta africana (African savanna elephant), 532 nucleotides long. RefSeq names its product alpha hemoglobin stabilizing protein (gene AHSP). The record is from RefSeq and is a predicted model, not a curated record. Gene Ontology annotation, biological process: erythrocyte differentiation; protein folding; protein stabilization. Gene Ontology annotation, cellular component: cytoplasm. Bases 106 to 384 code for a protein of 92 amino acids. The transcript has 3 exons. Gene Ontology annotation, molecular function: hemoglobin binding. Lineage: Eukaryota; Metazoa; Chordata; Mammalia; Proboscidea; Elephantidae.